Ixodes scapularis (black-legged tick) is the source of this 2284-nucleotide messenger RNA. It is a transcript of the gene cpx, whose product is annotated as complexin. Gene Ontology annotation, cellular component: terminal bouton; SNARE complex. Gene Ontology annotation, biological process: regulation of neurotransmitter secretion; synaptic vesicle exocytosis; neurotransmitter transport. The transcript is spliced from 6 exons. The record is from RefSeq and is a predicted model, not a curated record. Gene Ontology annotation, molecular function: syntaxin binding. NCBI's taxonomy places the organism in Eukaryota, Metazoa, Arthropoda, Arachnida, Ixodida, Ixodidae. The coding region runs from base 630 to 1058 and encodes 142 amino acids.
GAGGUAUCUGUGUCACCCUUGCCGGCUCGGCCCAUCGGCGCCACGCAUAUUUCCCCGGCGCCCAAGUUUGGGGAAGAAUCCGGUCGCGCCCGCUGGGCUGCUGCGCAACGGCGGCACGACGCGUCGCACGGCGCCUCGUGGGCCGACCUAGCUUCGGGCGCCCGCCGUUGAAGCGGGGAACGGCGCUGCGACCUGAGCCCUGGGGAAGUAGGGAAGGCCGUGGAGAGAAGGCCGGGGCCCCGAGUCCCUCGUGGUCCGUGCUGCUCCGCCGACAGAGGGGGCAUUUUUCGGGAUCGCCUCGGAGCUCGGGUUCCAGUGCUAUGCCUGCCGCGGUCCAGCCCGCUCGCUUGGUUCGGUCCCGCGCCGACGCUGCAGCUCCGCCGUAGCCGAUGCAGCUCCGGUUGAUGGUGUCUACCGCAGUAGCCCACUAUCCCACCACCAACCCCGCAUCUUCACACUGCUAACACUUCUGGCCUGAAAAGAUCCCGUUGCGCCCGCCUUGUAUCCUUUCUCGGCCCCUGCACAAGACGACCUCCUAUCGUCGGAUCAGGACCUCCCGCUGCUCGUUGUAAAACCCCUGGUUGACUCUUGGCUCCCGGCCGACGUGACCCGAGACAGGCACCCUCACCAUGGCAGCGUUCGUGGCAAAGCAGAUGAUGGGCAGCAAGCUCAAUGCCGUCAAAGGCCAGAUCGGAGGGGACGGGGAGACCUCGGAGGACAAAGAAGCCGAGGCAGAAGCGGAGCAGGAGCGGCUCGAGGCGCUACGGGAAGCCGAGGAAAGACGGAAGGAGAAGCACCGGCGGAUGGAGGAGGAACGAGAAAAGAUGAGGCAGCAGAUUCGAGACAAGUACGGUAUUAAGAAGAAAGAGGAGGAGAAGCCUGCUGAAGUGGAUGAUUUUGCCGCUGGCAGUCUCAAUCGGCGAAAAAAGACACCCGAAGAGAUCGCCGCGGAAAACGAGGCAGCAGAACAGGACGACCUCACAAGGUUGAGGAACACCAUCGAGACCCAAGUGAACGAGUUGAAAUCGAGCAUCGAAGGCAAGUGCGUCCUGCAGUGAGGGUCCAGCUAUGCAAGCACGGCGUAGAGCUGCGCCGCCUCCGCAGGAAAGACGACAACCACAAGACCCGACGCAAAGCUGACAUUGGGGCCGCGAAACGCUCUCCGGGGCCUCUCCCCGGCCGCUGCUCGGCCCCACGGCCGAAACUCUGCAAGACCGACACUUCCGCGAACUGACUGCCGUUUAAGCGUGCCUCGCAGACCCAUAUUGCUCUAGUAUACUCUAUUUUUCGAGUCAUGUAGCCGACUUGCGAGAGCGUCCAAAGACGGAACUUGUCUCUUCCUCGGCGCUGUUCUCGCUGCUUCGGGGGCUCUGGGGGCCGUGGGGCCUCACACACUCGUCCCCGUCGGCCGAAACAGCGCUCAUCCGCAAAACGCCAAGCGCUUACCUCACUGGCGCCGUCGCGAAAGAAGGGAUUGCUCAGCACGGUGCCGCCAGAGGUGCCGGGAUGCCCGCGCUGCCCCCAGAGCCCCCGACGAUUGGUCCUACCAGGGGCCGUUGUUGCUGCUCCCACUGCUGUUUCGUGAGGAAUAAAAGUGCGGCCGCUCAAGAAGCAGCGGAGCGCGCCACGAAGUGUCCCCUCUGCGGGGCACCCGUCUUGCUGUGGGGUCCUGCCGCGUCGGCUGCGAAAGGCCACCGCAUGUCGUUUCGCUGGAUUGAACGACGCCAGGGUAGCGGCGCCGCUCGGGGCUCGACACUCGAGUGCGCCUCCCGUCGGCCCCCGCGCAGGAACGGCCCCGACUGGCGGCGCCCUGGCAAAAUUGCUGGCUGCCAGUCCGUUGCUCAAUUGGGAGGGACAAUGGCUGCCAAGACCAAAACGGCAGGGAAAGCUUUCAGGGUCGCGCUUGGUUGGUUCGCAACAGGCUGGGUGUGCUUUCUGGGACAAAAAACAAGGAAGUGGGCUUGUUACUGUUUUGAUGGAACAUUUGCUCCAAACCAAACUGUUUCUCGUGCCGUACAUAUUUGGUUUCUUGUUUUCUUUCCAACAUCUUUGCUGGUGCGAUUGAAAACUGUUUGGCAAGCUAAGUUUGUGAGCACUGUUUGCAGUUUGUUUAGCAGUUGCAAAAAAAAAAAAGUAAAAAUAUUUAUAAGCCAUCAAUAUCGAGGAAAUUUUGGUACCUCGUGCAACGAUUGUGAAACGGUGAUUACUAAUCGAUACGCGUACAACUGGUAGUCGCGGGUGGCCUUGUCAAAGCAUAAACCAAAAAAUCUCAUUCGAAAAGAAA